CGUCUGGUAACCAAGAUUUUCAUAAAAUUUCACGAGAAUCAUGCUGCAGAAAUAAACGUUAAGAACUUUAUAAAAGCCAGUUCUAGAGUGGCUUUGAUAUGGUGAAAGAGAAAAUUAAUUCGGUCAGAACGUAUGACGAGGACGGAUAUCGUCGAAGAGCAGCUUGUUUGUGUUUUAAAGACGAAUCUGAGCAAGAGAUAUUGUUGGUAAGCAGCAGCAAACAUAAGGACAAAUGGGUGGUGCCAGGUGGGGGGAUUGAACCAUUGGAGGAGCCAACUCUUGCAGCUGUCAGAGAAGCCUUGGAGGAGGCAGGUGCCAAAGGUCAUCUUGGGAGGAAAAUAGGAGACUUUGAGAACAAAGAAAAGAAGCACAGGACCAGUUUAUAUGCAUUUACAGUGACAGAUCUGUUAGAUGAAUGGGAAGAUGGACAAAUCAUGGGGCGACAGAGACAGUGGUUUAGUAUAAUCGAGGCGAAGGAUCAUCUGGCACAUAAACCAGUACAAGUUACCUACCUUGACGUGCUCCCUAAAGAUCUCAACGGUGUUGUCAAACGGUGAAAGAUGAUGGUGAGGCUUCCACAGGGGGCUGUAUCUUCAUUUGAGGACCUAGAAAGGAUCUCUAUGUUCAUUUAUUACCGCAAAGUUGCCACUGCACAGAAUAUUUUGUGAUGAAUUUUGUGACAAUGAUCUUAUGAAAUCCUUCUGUAUCAUAGUAAUGAGAGAGCUGUCAUAAGUUUGAAAGAAUUUUUUUUUUACAUUCGUACUAGUUUAUUAGGCGAAGCACCAUUGUUUUACAGUAUGUUUUUGAAAAUUUCAACUGACAUAAAAAAGAUACAUUUAAAUUAUGCAUAAUUACGAUAUUUUUGGUUCAUAUUAUCAUUACAAAUUGUUGUAACUUUUCAGAAAACUAUGACAAAUCCUUUACUGACUAUAAGAAAAAGGAAAUAUAGGCUAA
Molecule: messenger RNA, 954 nt
Organism: Mercenaria mercenaria
Lineage: Eukaryota; Metazoa; Mollusca; Bivalvia; Venerida; Veneridae
Product: diphosphoinositol polyphosphate phosphohydrolase 1-like
Exons: 4
Coding region: 99-557 (152 amino acids)
Biological process (GO): adenosine 5'-(hexahydrogen pentaphosphate) catabolic process; diadenosine pentaphosphate catabolic process; diadenosine hexaphosphate catabolic process
Cellular component (GO): nucleus; cytoplasm
Molecular function (GO): endopolyphosphatase activity; bis(5'-adenosyl)-pentaphosphatase activity; bis(5'-adenosyl)-hexaphosphatase activity
Source: RefSeq, a predicted model, not a curated record